CGAAAAGCGCGCGCAAUUUUCAAACCGCCGUCUUAUCAAUUGGAGAUAAUUGAGAUAAGUGCGAUAAAGUUGUUUAUGUAACAAGUGGCGUUAUGGCGGGCGGCGCGCGAGUUGUGGUGGACGUGGACGUGGGCACUGACGACUAUUUAGCGCUUUUGGUUCUCCUCCAUGCCGACGGACGUGGGGAUAUCAAGAUCGAGGGAAUCGUUUGCACCGCAGGGAAUACGACUAUAGAAAACGUCUGCGUUAACGUGGUGCGGCUGCUGGAGACGGUGGGGAGGACCGACAUACCGGUUUGGAGGGGCGCCGGCCGGCAGUUCAUUCCGAUCGCGGAAGGGAUUGAUUCGAAUUUUCACGGGGCCGAUGGGUUCGGGGGGCUGGAGUACGAGACGCAGCCGGAUGUGAGUGUGAUCAGGAAGGGGCCGGCGGCGGCGGCGGUCGCCGAUUUGGUGCUGAGGAAUCCUGGUGAGAUCACGCUGAUUUGUUUGGCGCCGUUGACGAAUUUGGCGCUUUCGCUGCGGUUGUAUGAUGAUUUUGCGGGGGCGAUUAAGGAGCUUUGGAUUAUGGGGGGCAACUACACAGCUUGCGGCAAUGUUACGUCCACCGCAGAAUUCAACUUCUACUUCGACCCAGAAGCCGCCUUCAUCGUUCUCGAAUCGAUAACAAAGCCCAUUUUCAUCCUAACAUGGGAAACCUGCCUCUAUCCCAAAAUACCAAUGGACUGGCGCUUCAACGUCUUUGGAGUCAAAAACAACCCCGCAAUCCAACUGUUAACGAAAGCCGACCGCAACAUUUACCGCAAGAGCGACUUCUGGCUCCCCUGUGACGCCUUCCUCGCGGCCGCUUUCGUCAACCCCAGCAAGAUAAUCACGAAAACCAGCCGCCACAACGCCAGCAUCGAGCUCCACGGGUCCCAAACCCGCGGCCAGGUGGUCCUCGACCACUCCAAAACCAAAAAAGAAAACGUAACAAUAAUCGAGCAAAUCAACACCGAGCUCUUCCAGGAAAUGCUAAUGCAACUGUAACUCAUAACUAACUGAUAUUUUAUUCAAAACAAUAAUAAUAUACAUCAUUACACUUAACAAAAA
This is a messenger RNA of Zophobas morio, 1088 nucleotides long. RefSeq names its product nucleoside hydrolase-like. NCBI's taxonomy places the organism in Eukaryota, Metazoa, Arthropoda, Insecta, Coleoptera, Tenebrionidae. The transcript is spliced from 4 exons. The record is from RefSeq and is a predicted model, not a curated record. Bases 93 to 1025 code for a protein of 310 amino acids. Gene Ontology annotation, molecular function: hydrolase activity, hydrolyzing N-glycosyl compounds.